AGAAAGUGGAACCAUGACCAUGAUCUCCUCCAGCGUCCUUCACUAGUAGCCGGACAGAAUGGCUCAUUAGCUCUGCGCUGGUGGCUAACACGACGUAGAUAGACACCACGCAGGACGGACUCUGAGCCAUGUCUCUUCUCUUAGCUCUGAGCAUCGUCUGUGGAUUGAUGCUCCAUGUUUCACUCGGUGCACUCAACACUCACUACUGUGCCCCACGAAAGACUGUCCCAUAUCAGAAUGAGCUGAAGAUGUUCAGAGAGGAGGGGAUCUCCAACUACUCCACUAUGUUGAUGAGAGACGACCUGGGCGUGCUGCUGCUGGGAGCCAGAGAGGCCAUAUAUGCUCUGGACAUCGACGACAUCUCAGUGAGAAAGUCUGUGGUGUACUGGCGAGUGACCGAGGAGAAGCAGAUGGCGUGCACGGACAAGGGAAAAAACGCUGAGGUGGAAUGCCGCAACUACAUUCGAACCCUGCAUAGAGUGAAUGACACUGCGAUGUAUGUGUGCGGCACCAAUGCUUUUAGCCCCACCUGUGAUUAUAUGACUUUUGUAAGCGGACAGCUGAAGCUGCAGGGAAAGCAGGAGAAGGGGAAUGGGAAGUGUCCUUUUGAUCCCUUCCAGAGAUACUCCUCCCUCAUGGUUGGUAAUGACCUGUAUUCUGCUACAUCCAUCAACUUCUUGGGCUACGAGUCUGCGGUUCUGCGCAGUUCAAACUUGGUUCUCCGCACUGAGUUUAAGAGCUCCUGGCUCAGUGAUCCAAACUUUGUCUACAUGGACUUUGUUGGGGAGAGUUUUGACAGUCCAGAUGGCGACGAUGAUAAGGUGUACGUGUUCUUCAGCGAGAACGCCAUGGAGUACGACUUCUACAGCAAAGUCACAGUGUCACGAGUGGCCCGUGUCUGCAAGGGGGAUAUGGGCGGCCAGUGGACGCUGCAGAGGAAAUGGACGUCGUUUCUGAAAGCUCGUCUGGAUUGUUCCCUCCCUGAACCCAGCCUGCCCCUAAUAGUCCAGGAUGUCUUCCUGCUGAAGCACGAGGACUGGAGGAAGAGCGUCUUCUACGCUGUCUUUACGCCGCAGUCGAGUUUGUCCCAGGUUUCUGCUGUGUGCGCAUACAACGUCUCUGCCAUCAGAAAUAUUUUCAAUGAGGGAAAGUUCAAGAAAGCCGUUGCCGUGGAGACCUACUAUGUGAAGUGGGUGAUGCACACCGGAGAAGUGCCAGUCCCCAGACCAGGAGCGUGCAUCAAUGAUGUGGCACGCAAAAUGGGGAUAAACCGCUCUCUGGACCUUCCUGACCAAACCCUCAUAUUCAUCAGAGACCGUCCCCUCAUGGACGAGGCCGUUCCUCCGCUGACAGGAGGGCCGCUGCUGGUCAAGAGGGGAGCUUUGCUGACUCGGAUUGUAGUGGACAGCGUGCUGGCGCUGGACGGACAGAGAUACACUGUCAUGUUUAUUGGCACUGAAAAUGGCUUUGUUCAGAAGGCUGUUAACUACGCUGGAGAAAUGUUCAUCAUUGAGGAGAUUCAACUGUUUGAAAACCCUGAGCCGAUCAGCAUCCUGCGCCUCUCAUCCACCAAGGGUCUGCUGUACGCAGGUUCAGAUUUUGGUGCUGUUCAGAUGCCAGUCAUCAACUGCAGCCGCUACGACACGUGUGUGGACUGCAUCCUGGCCAGGGAUCCGUACUGUGCCUGGGACUUUUCCACUGAGCACUGCUCCUCGGUCCACAGCUUACCCCCGUCCCCAAUUACUGCAAUGCAGAGUCUGAAUGAGGGAGACGUCUCACGAUGUCCUCAGCCAGAUCCAGUUGCAGCUGUGGACUUCACCCUCGUCCCACAGAACAACAUCCAGCUGUCUUGCCAGCUCCACUCCAACUUGGCACAGGUCGUCUGGCGUUUCUCUGACCAAACACUUCACUCCAACCACAAAUACUACAUCUACAGCGGUGGCCUCCUCAUCUUGAGCGCCUCUGAAUCGGACGCGGGCCUUUACACCUGCGAAUCAGUAGAGCAGAUAAACGGCAGAACGUACAACCGAACUGUGGCGGUUUAUCGUUUACAGCUCUGCUCUGAACCAGGAGUGGGGGACAGCACCACUCCUGGCACUGAGGUGACGAAUUCCUCGGACUCGUCUCCCCCUGUGAACACAGCUGCGCCGGGACCAGAGGACCCGUCGUCCCCUGAGACGCACAGCGACACUGGCAGGGUGACUCGUUUGGAGGUGGCCGUGGGUCUGCUCUCGCUGUUUUGCCUCUGUCUGAUGGGGGUCAUAUAUUGCAUCUGGAGUGGAGGACGCUGGGCGUGCUUCAGAUUCGCGCCGGUGCUCCAGAGCCCCAGCGAGAGCGAGGGGAAGCUGCAGUCGCCAUGUGAAUACAUGCACAUCCAGAACAGGACGUCAGAGGUAAAGCUUCUGGGGCCUGAAUCUGGGAGACCUUGCACAGCCAAUAAUAAUCACACUGCUGUGGACUUCAAAGGGAACGGCGAGCACCACUUCACACCUAUGGCCAACAUUUCAAGUCUGGAUGGUCUCGGAUACAUAAAUGAUGAGUCAGAGAUUUGACUCUGCUGAGUUAUAGGAUUCAGUCGGAGGCCAAUGCCAGUGCACUAAUUAUCUUUCUAUAGGUUCCAGUGUAAGGAUAUAUAUUGGACCUAUCAGGUGAUAGAUUAAUACAAUAUUGCCAGUGCAGUAGAAUAGGUUUUGCUGUUAAUGCUUAACAUAGACAUAUUUACUCAGGGGAAUCAACUUGAUCCAGUUGCCAGCUAUUGUUUCCGGGUUCUUUAUUCCAAAAACAGCCACGGGGCUUUUCUUAGCUGCCCCAUCUCUUCAAUCUCUUCAUUCUCCUCCCAAGAUUUAAUGAGGUUUCAUUUCAUAUUUUUACUUCAGUGUUUCUUACGAGUUCUGCAAUGUUGCUCACAGGUGUAUUUUUUUUUAAUCCCAAACCCAGUUUCUUCCAAUAUGUCUGACUUACACUUCUGAAUAAAUCAAUGUGAUGACA
Messenger RNA from Hippoglossus stenolepis (Pacific halibut), 2988 nucleotides. RefSeq names its product semaphorin-4E. The coding region runs from base 129 to 2552 and encodes 807 amino acids. The record is from RefSeq and is a predicted model, not a curated record. NCBI's taxonomy places the organism in Eukaryota, Metazoa, Chordata, Actinopteri, Pleuronectiformes, Pleuronectidae. The transcript has 13 exons. Gene Ontology annotation, biological process: negative regulation of axon extension involved in axon guidance; semaphorin-plexin signaling pathway; axon guidance. Gene Ontology annotation, molecular function: semaphorin receptor binding; chemorepellent activity.